AUGGCGGCGUCGCUGCUAUUCCCUGUCCCAACUCCGACGAAAGCACCCGUUUCUUCUCCGAUCAACUCGCAACUGAAAUUAGUCAUCUCCGGUCGCCGUUUAGUCUCAGCACCUCCCAUAACCAAACCUCCUCUCAAAAUCACCGGCACCUCGAACAAUCGUCUGCUUUUUCCCGUCAAGGCAAUCGAAGAAAGCAAGGAGAGUGUCGAAGACUCGGUGACCGCAAAGGAAGCGGAGGCAGAGACGGAAGUGAGUGAGGAAAGCGAGUUGAGCGCGAUUGGAACGGAGAUAAAGAAGGCGAUGAAAAAGAGAGAAGAGAAUGGCGAUAGCCUUGCCAGCGGAGUGACGGAGGAGGUAAGGGAAAUCGAGUGGCCUGCGUUUGGGAAGGUGUUGGGGACCACCGGUGUUGUCCUUGGUGUUAUUGCUGGAUCUAGUGUCGUUUUGCUCACUGUUAAUGCCGUUUUGGCCGAGCUCUCCGAUCAGGUUUUCACCGGUAAAGGCGUCCAAGAUUUUUUCGGUUGA
Messenger RNA from Hibiscus syriacus, 522 nucleotides. RefSeq names its product preprotein translocase subunit SECE1-like. The transcript has a single exon. The coding region runs from base 1 to 522 and encodes 173 amino acids. Gene Ontology annotation, cellular component: chloroplast thylakoid membrane. The record is from RefSeq and is a predicted model, not a curated record. Lineage: Eukaryota; Viridiplantae; Streptophyta; Magnoliopsida; Malvales; Malvaceae.